GCGUAGGUGGCAAAUGUAACAUUUGCCAACAAGUCAUAAAAACUUCUGGAAAUACAACCAAUUUACGGUUCCAUUUGACCCGAACACAUCCUAAUAUUCAGAUGAAGAGGGAUAUAGCUGAAACUAACGCUACAGAAUGUUCAAACUUAACAAAACAGAGAAAAAUUGUGCCACAGGAUGAAAUUGAUAUAGACGAGGAUUUUGAUUUUACGGAUAAAUCUAUACCAUCUCCUAGUUCCCCUGCUUUAUCAGUUUUGUCAGGUCAUUCACAAUCAGAGACAUCGGUUUCAUCAUUACCAGUCGUAAAAAGGAGGCAGCCUACUCUUGAUCUUUCUUUUAAAAACCAAAAAUCAUUUCAUGAUGGAGGAACAAAGGCGGCUGAGUUUACUAACAACCUUAUUUUCAUGAUUGCAAAAGAUAAUUUGCCUCUUGCAACAGUAGAAAAGGAAGGAUUUAAAACUUUCAUGAAAGUUGUUGCACCAUUGUACAAGAUUCCCAGUCGGAAGACGAUGACGAGCCUAAUAGAAGAAAAAUAUGAGUUUUUAUCAAGUAUGAUAAAAACUCAAAUUUCAGACAUUACAAAUCUAUGUUUAACAACCGACAUUUGGACGGAUACGCUAAAUACUAAAAGCUUUUUAGGUCUUACAGCUCAUUAUAUUUCAAAAGAAACAUAUAAAUCUGUAACUAUUGGUGUUAGUGAAUUAAACGACCGGCAUACCUCUGAAAAUAUAAAAAUGUGGUUGUUAAACAUCUUGUGCGAAUGGAAUAUAAAUAUAGAAAAUGUUGUAGUAGUUGUUUCCGACAAUGCAGCCAACAUAAAGAAGGCAAUUACAGAAGCGUUUGGUACGGAGAAACAUUUGCCGCGCUUCGCACACACUUUAAAUUUAAUUCCAGCAAUCAUAAUUAAAGAUGAUGCUACUGUUAGCGAAUUUUGUAAAAAAAUUAAAAAUAUCGUUACAUAUUUUAAGCAUUCUGUAGUUGCUGCAGAUGAAUUGCGAACUCAGUCAAAUCUUAAGUUAAUACAAAGUGUCGAAACUCGAUGGAAUUCGACUUAUGAUAUGCUGGACCGUUUCAUUGAGUUGGCAGAUAAAGUUAGUACUAUUCUCCUGAAACAUCCUACAGCACCAAUAAUGUUGACUGCAUCAGAAUUACAAGCUGGAAAAGAAUUUAUACAAUUAUUAAAGCCGUUUGAUGAAGCAACUAAAAUUGUAUCCGGUGAACAAUACCUUACUGGGAGUAAAGUUAUCCCCAUUGUUAAUACGUUGAAAAAUAAACUAGAUAUGCUCACGCCGUCUACUGAAAUAGGUAUUCACUUUAAAAAUGUAAUAGAACAUCAAUUUGCGAGAAGAUUAAACAAUAUUGAAAAAGUUCAACCAUUAGCGAUCUCGACUAUAUUAGACCCUCGAUUCAAAAAUAUUAAUUUCUCGGAUAGAAUAGCAUGCGCUUAUUCUAUAAAUAAAAUAACCCAAAUGAUAAAUACAAACGAAUUAGAUGAAUGCAAUGAUCAAAAUGUACCACUAGAUAAUUGUACAGAAACUGAUAAUUUCUGGACAUACCAUGAACACUUGGUUAAUAGAUUUAAAUACAUGUCUAAAGAUAAGGAAUUUUCAAUGGCGGAUGAGCUUAAAUAUUAUCUAAAUCAACCACCAAUAAAGAUGGAUGACAAUCCACUGAAAUAUUGGCUAGUUAAUAUGCAUUCGUCUUUAAAAAAGAUAGCUUUGAAAUAUUUGUGCAUAUCUGCUACAUCUGUUUCAAGUGAACGACUAUUUUCUCGUGCUGGAAACAUUAUGACCAAAAAUAGAAAUCGUAUUACGGGUGAGCAUCUAACACAGUUGCUUUUUCUAAAUUCUCUUGCUAUAGAAGAUUGGUUAUUGUAAGCAUGUAAAAAUAAACUUAACAUAAGCAAACUAAUAUAAACGUAACGUAAACUUAGUGUAAACUUUUGUAACUUAAGGUUGCCUGACUUACUUAUAUAUUUAUAACUUAAGAUGCUUAAGACGUUAAUUUUUGUAACUUAUUACAUGAUAUUU
Messenger RNA from Vollenhovia emeryi, 2030 nucleotides. Its product is annotated as zinc finger BED domain-containing protein 1-like. The record is from RefSeq and is a predicted model, not a curated record. The transcript has 3 exons. NCBI's taxonomy places the organism in Eukaryota, Metazoa, Arthropoda, Insecta, Hymenoptera, Formicidae. The coding region runs from base 102 to 1877 and encodes 591 amino acids. Gene Ontology annotation, molecular function: protein dimerization activity.